Molecule: messenger RNA, 916 nt
Organism: Tetranychus urticae (two-spotted spider mite)
Lineage: Eukaryota; Metazoa; Arthropoda; Arachnida; Trombidiformes; Tetranychidae
Source: RefSeq, a predicted model, not a curated record
AAGUUGAAAGAUUUACCUGCAAUACUGAGUAAACAUUAAGACUAAACAGUAAAUCAUAAUUGAUCAGAUAUCUUCUUAUUUCUACCGUUGAUUGGUCUACAUCAUUGACUCAAGCACACAUUAGAUUGAAGAUAAUGAAAAAUAGCAGCUUUUAUCAACGGUUGCGAAGCAACAAUGAAAUAGCCUGAGAAACUUUAAGAAACAAGUCAAUUGAUCAUUGAUGCCAAAAUAUUUAACAUAUUGGAUAAGAUUACAUCAAUUGAAAUCAACACCAAAAUUUUCUCAUAAAUUGUGGACCAUUUAUAAAUACAUCAACAUGAUGACCAAAGGAAUCAUAAUUUUAACAAUUUUAACAUUUAGUUGGAUAAACCAGACAAACUGCCAAGGAGCUUACGAUCCAUUCCAAAGCUAUUCCGGACAGAAAAAAGGAUCCCUCGGUCCUAGUGAAAUAACCGCUAUUGUUGUUGGCUCUUUUGCUGGUUUAUGUGCGCUUGGUGUCACCUUUUUUUUCUGUUAUUAUGUUUACCAAACUGAAGAAAGGCUCGAAAAAGGACGAUAUACACCUCCUGGCUAUCGGAGACCCUAAAGUUUGGUCAAUGUAAACCUCAAUCACAAUUAAUACUCCUAUCACUGCCGAUGGAAAGUAGUUGGUUUAAUGUGACUAAGAUCAAAUUCACCACAAAUCAAUUAAUCUCAUAAUGUAUCAAUUCAGAAUAGUAUUCAGCUCUUUUUAUACGAUGUUUUUUUACCCAAAUUCAGACAGAAAUUCAAAUUUUUUUACCUCAUUUUAUAUUGUUACAUUUUUUACCCAGAACAAGCUGAGAAAUUUUAUAUCAGAAAUGAAAUGAAUGAAUUCAAGACUGUCUUGAGUUUUAAUCUUAAGAUAUUAUGAUAAAUAAAUUAAUUUCACUUUUCA